Molecule: messenger RNA, 6073 nt
Organism: Sinocyclocheilus anshuiensis
Lineage: Eukaryota; Metazoa; Chordata; Actinopteri; Cypriniformes; Cyprinidae
Product: testis-expressed sequence 2 protein-like
Exons: 13
Coding region: 157-3720 (1187 amino acids)
Cellular component (GO): endoplasmic reticulum
Molecular function (GO): lipid binding
Source: RefSeq, a predicted model, not a curated record
AAGUUUCCUUUUUCUGUCUUGAUUGUGCUCAGGUGUUCCUUGUUUGUGUCAAGGAAGUUCUGUUGUGUGUUCAUAGCUAGUUUCCUUUUGUCUGGUGCCUAGAUGUGGCUUUUAUGUAACCCUCUUCUUUGGUAAACUAGCUUAACUUGUGUAGGAAUGUUGGGUGACCAGCUGAAACCAGCACAAAUGUGUGAAAAGGCUCUUUUGAGUGGUGCCAUGACCAGUCAGGGUGGUGACCAUGCAAACACACUAAACCCCCCUUCUUCAUCCUCCUCCUCUUCUCGGUCCUCAGCAGCCCGUAAGCUGCAGGUGCAGCGCUCGCUCUCCCGAGAUACCAUCACCAUACACUUUUCCGCCAAGGGAAAUGAGGAAGAGGAGGAGGAAGAAGAAGAACUCUACAGGCUAGCUGUUUCCCCUUCUGGCCUUGAAACUGAAGAUCAGACUGUAGUCACUGCACAGGAGGCCAGCGAGGAGCUUCUCUCUGAAGGACUGGAAGCGGACAUGGUUGCAGGACUGUCAUCCCAGACCCACACUUCUGCCCUGGCUAUACAGCACCCUUACAUCAGCCUGGGUUGCACAUCCACUUCUGGUCUUGCUAGCUUCUCAUGGCCCUCUGAACAGAGGUCGACUGCCUCAGUACCUUCUACCCAUUCAGCUUCCUCCAGCUCAUCCCCAGCCAAGGUCUCUGGCCUUCCCUCAAAGCCCUUCCUCAGCCUAAUCAAGUCCCUUUCCACUGAGGUGGAAUCUCGUGAAGUUGCUCCCCAGCCGAUAAGGCACCGGCAUUUGAUGAAGACCCUGGUUAAGUCUUUGUCCACAGACACUGCUCGAUCCGAGCAGGAGGCUUCAUCAUCUCAUCGGCCCUCAGAUUCCCGGCUCAAUCUGCACCUCUUCAAACCUUUCACCCAGACUCGUGUUCCUGCUGUCAGUGGAGACUCCAAAACUGCUCCCUCAUCCCCCCUCUCUGAACAGAGGUCGACUGCCUCAGUACCUUCUACCCAUUCAGCUUCCUCCAGCUCAUCCCCAGCCAAGGUCUCUGGCCUUCCCUCAAAGCCCUUCCUCAGCCUAAUCAAGUCCCUUUCCACUGAGGUGGAAUCUCGUGAAGUUGCUCCCCAGCCGAUAAGGCACCGGCAUUUGAUGAAGACCCUGGUUAAGUCUUUGUCCACAGACACUGCUCGAUCCGAGCAGGAGGCUUCAUCAUCUCAUCGGCCCUCAGAUUCCCGGCUCAAUCUGCACCUCUUCAAACCUUUCACCCAGUCUCGCGCCCCUGCCGCGAGUGGAGACUCCAAAACUGCUCCCUCAUCCCCCCUCACCUCACCCGAUAGCCGCUCCUUCUUCAAAGUUCAGGAGGUGGAGGCACGUAUUGAAGACACAAAGCGGCGUUUGUCAGAGGUCAUGUGUGAGCCCUUUCAGCUGCUCAGCAAAAUCAUUGGCGAGGAACCUGGUGGCAUCAGCGCAAACACUUCCACAACUGCAGGAGUCUCUUACCGGUCCAGGAACCUUUCCUCCAGUGCCUCUGAACUCUCCAACCUGUCUGCCCUCAAUGGCCACUCAGAAAGCAACAAUAACUAUUGCAUCAAGGAAGAGGAAGACCUGGAAGGAGAAAGUCCUCUUGAGGGGCCAACUGUUGAGCUGCCUUUGCACAAAUCACCUUCUCUGGGCUUGGACAGGUGUUUUAUGUCAACUCUUGCUCGUCAAGAAGACGAAGAGUUUUGCGAGCUCUACACUGAAGACUUUGAGCCCUGCACUGACACAGAGUUAGAUGGAGAAGAGCCUUGUUCAUCCCAAGUUCGACGAGGGAGUACAGGGGGAUGCAGUGAGGAACCAACUGAAGGAGGGGAAGAGGAGGAGGAAGAAGAUGAGCCUCCAGGAGUACCCCACAACGUGCUGAUUCUUCUUAUAUCUCUAGUUUACGGUUACUUUGUGUUACCACUUCCUACAUAUGUGUGUUGGGUUUUGAUGGGAGUGGUGGCAGGUUUCGUGCUAGCUAUUCUGGUGGUGUGGUUGUCAGCAAGAAGCAGAUCUUCAUGUGGCCAUCAUGGCAGCUGGAGCAGAAGAGAGAAAUGGAACAGGGUUCCUCUGGAUAUCAAAGAACCAGCCAUCCACAAGGGUUGGAUGAAUGAGAUCUACAGCUAUGACCCUGAGACGUAUCAUGCCACAUUCACUCACUCUGUGUAUGUGCGUCUGGAGGGCUCUGUCCUGCGACUGUCCAAACCUAACCGCAAUAUCCCCCGCCGGGCAACCUUCAACGAGCUCAAACCUGACGUCACCUAUGUUAGCCAGAAAAUCUAUGAUCUCACCAACAGUAAGAUCUACCUGGUGCCUCAUAGCCUGGCCAGGAAAAGGGUGUGGAAUAAGAAGUAUCCCAUCUGCAUUGAGCUGGCCAAGCAGGAUGACUUCCUGGCCAAAGUGCAGGGAGAUAAGUCUGAUGUGGUGGAGGAGAAGACCCCUGCAGUAGGAGACAGGCCCGAGGCUGUAGGCACUAGUGAAGAACCUAAGAGAGUGCACACAGAACCUGUACUGUACCUGUUUGGGAGGACAGGAAGAGACAAAGAGGAAUGGUUCAGAAGGAUGCUACUUGCGUCCAAGCUGAAAGCCGAUGCCAAGAAGCCCUCUGGCCUGCCUACAAGCCUUUGGUUUGACUUCGAGAUCUCGUACAACGGUUCCUUUCUUAUGACUCUUGAAACCAAGAUGAACCUGACCAGACUGGGAAAGAAGGAGGGGGAAGGCCUUGGAGAACAGGGAAAAGAAGGACCCAGACCACGCACUUACUUCCUGGCUGACAGUGAUGAAGAGUCAUCGAGUGCAGGAUCUUCUGAUGAGGAAGAUGCUGUGGAAGUGCCUGAAAUUCCAGGAGUGGAAGGUUAUGUUGGGGGACACAGACCCAGCAAAAUCAUGCGCUUUGUGGACAAGAUUACCAAGUCUAAGUAUUUCCAGAAAGCCACGGAAACUGAGUUCAUUAAGAAGAAGAUAGAGGAGGUCUCCAAUACACCGCUGCUCCUGACGGUGGAGGUUCAGGAGUGCCUUUGGUUUGACUUCGAGAUCUCGUACAACGGUUCCUUUCUUAUGACUCUUGAAACCAAGAUGAACCUGACCAGACUGGGAAAGAAGGAGGGGGAAGGCCUUGGAGAACAGGGAAAAGAAGGACCCAGACCACGCACUUACUUCCUGGCUGACAGUGAUGAAGAGUCAUCGAGUGCAGGAUCUUCUGAUGAGGAAGAUGCUGUGGAAGUGCCUGAAAUUCCAGGAGUGGAAGGUUAUGUUGGGGGACACAGACCCAGCAAAAUCAUGCGCUUUGUGGACAAGAUUACCAAGUCUAAGUAUUUCCAGAAAGCCACGGAAACUGAGUUCAUUAAGAAGAAGAUAGAGGAGGUCUCCAAUACGCCGCUGCUCCUGACGGUGGAGGUUCAGGAGUGUCGAGGAACACUAGCUGUCAACAUUCCACCACCUCCAACAGACAGGAUAUGGUAUGGUUUCAGAAGUCCUCCUCAUCUGGAACUGAAAGCUCGGCCUAAACUGGGCGAGAGAGAGGUUACUUUUGCUCAUGUGACCGACUGGAUAGAAAACAAACUCAAUCAGGAGUUCCAGAAAAUAUUUGUAAUGCCAAACAUGGAUGACGUCUGGCUGCCUAUCAUGCACUCUGCCAUGGACACGCGUUCCAAUGCCAAUGCCUUGAAGAAUGAAGAAUCCUUGGACCCUGAGGAGUCCCUUGAGGACAUGUGAAGAUUAGUUACUGUAGCAAACAAAAGAUAAACACUUCAGUCCCAUGAGGGCAGGACUGUACCUGAGUUGAAAAUUACAGGUGCCAUAUUGCCCAUUGAACAGAGCUGUGAAAAAUCUGAACACAUCAAUAACUAAAAGAAAGGACAAUAUUGCUUGCUUGCUUGCAUUUGAUUUGUUCGGGACAGUAUGAAUAAAUAUGCUGUUGGCCCUCAAACAGGAUAAAGAGGUUUUGGUGGCAUAAUAAAAUGCAUACAGGUGAUGUUGACACAGCAGAAGACUUGUAUGUGACUAGGUAAAGUGUAUACGCUACCUCCAUUUGAUGCACGCUGACAUACCAAAUGUCCUAGUGUCGCAUGAUAGAACCUAAACUCUCUCCUCCAAUAGCCUAACGUCUAGUUGGCAGAUAGGAAUUACAACCCGAGGGCUUUCACUGGACUUUUGGGAUGACAGGGUGCCUGCAAACCACCUGGAGGGUUAAAGCAUUUGGGGUCGUGCAUCCUUGGGAUGUAUAGAACGUGCUAUAAACACCAGUAACGGAUGAAUCUGGUCAUUUUAACAGAAACUCUAAGCCAAAAGGGGGCAUUUCCGAGAUUUGCACCCUAUUUAUGAUUUUCUCGUGAUUGUCAUAUGCUUCUCGCAGCAAAUAACUUAUUAGACACAACAGAUCUACUAGUACCACCAUUAUCCUCUUCCAUUCACUGCUGCCUGAGCCCUAUGUGUGGCGUCUGAUUAUGCAAUUAGAUCAAUUUCACUGUGCUCAAGAGGGACACCAGCCAAAUAACCUCUCAUCCCCAAGCCAUCCCUACUCAAGCGGACUAUUUUAGAGGAUAGGGUUCAAGAGCUUUCGAAGCGAGAUCUCUCCAAUCAUCACCCCUCCGCAAUGGCCGUAGAUCAGUGGUUCUCAAAUGGUGAGUCGUAGGCCUGUUCUCAGAGAACAGCAGGGAUAAAGGUACAAAGUUAGGUCAGCAAGAUAAAUAGGCCAAUCUUUUAAAAGAGAAGAGAAAGACUUCUCAUAUCUUUCUAAAGUUUGAGUUUGUCAUCUAAUCAAUCCUGGCAUUUUUUGGUACAAAUUCAUGUCACAGAACUCAAACAGAUCUGUCUAUUUGUGGAGCAACCUGAAGGCAAAUUCGCCAUAGUUUGUAAAUUCUACUGGUUUUUCGAAAGGUGUUUUAUGAUUGUACAAGUAAAAUAAGAUCUGUGGUGAACAUUACUAAAGAGGCUUUCACAUUUUUACGUAAAUUACACUCAAAUGAGAAUUUUAAGCCAUUGUGUUUUUCAUAAAUUUAAGUUGCUAAAUAAAGAGUAUGAUCCAUAACCUAAAUUUUAAAAAAGUUCAUUCUCUUCAGGGUUUUUGAACUGAAGAUUGAACAGACUAAAGAACCAGACAGAGAGAUGAUAAAGGACUGUAUGUAUGGCCUGCCCUCGCCUUUAAAACCCAUUAAUGAAACUGCACAAGGUGUAUAAAAUACAACCCGAUUACAUUAUAUAUGAUCUAUAUAUUUGUGCUGACCACAAUGUUUCUUAUUCAGCCGGUCUUGUAAAUAACUGUAUAUUUUUGGGCAGUUAAUGGUAAUAUUAGUAUAUUUUAGUGUUUGAUUUGAAAGGUAUUUUUUGUUUACUUUUGAAUGAGAAUCAAUUGUUGGGAUGUCCAAUCUAGAAUCUGGGUCCUGAAGCAAGAAAUUGGUUGAGAACCACUGGGCUACGCCUCACAUUGCAUGUCAGAUCAAGGCUCAAAAUAAGUGCUAUUCUAUUUCCAACACAGAUGAACUCAUGUGUUUUGUAUGUGAAGAAGAUUGUUGAAUGUACAAACAGUUCAUAUUUUUGUCUACCUUGUUUGGCAUAAUUUGUCAAGUAUUGCUAUCUGUGGUCGCCAUCAGGUAGACUUUUUUUAUUAUUAUUUACUGCGCUUGCAGGCCAAUGGUGUAUUAAAUCAUGUAGGUAGUUUCUGUUGGUUAAAAGUGGCAAGUGAACUUUGCCAUCUAAAAUAUCAUGAGAUUUGAUAUUCUUCCAUUGUUAGAUACUUUGGUAUUGACAGGUCUGAAAAAGUGUUUUAUAUCCAACAUCACAAGUUCUGUAUCUUAGCUGCCGCUAAGGUUUAAGUGAACAUGAAUUAUGGCUUUUCCACCUCCAUUUUGGACUGAAGUCGAAGUAUCAAUGCUACAUGUAGUUUGAUUUCAAUGUGUUUAUUUGGAUCACGGUUUAUGCUACAAUUAUUACCAUUCACAAUUGAUCUUUUGUGUGCGCUCUGACAAUUGCUAUUUCCUUUGCGCAAUAUUUCAUUUGAAUAUUGUAUUCUGCCAUAUUGACAACAUGAUUGUGUGUGGAAAUUGAUAAACUGCUUUUGCAAAAAUAA